AUGAAGAUAACUGCCGCAACAUUGCUUUUGACCUGUGUUUCAAACGUUUUAGCCGGAUGGCACGGUAAAGAACCAGAAAGUGAAGAAUCGGAAGUUCCAACAACUUUGUUAACCACUACAGUGACUGAAGUAGUUUCUCAAAUAACCGAUGGUCAGAUCCAAGCUACAACAAGCACACAAGUCCUAACAACUACAAUUGUUCCUUCCACCAUUGCUACUGUCACUAAACCAUCAAGUGUCAUUCAAUCAAGUAAAGUGGAAAGUAGUACACCUGGUACUACAGUGGCACCAUCAACUAUCCAAAGUGCUCAUGUUACAACACCAGUAACUCAUACUAAUUUAGUUUCACAAAUUACUGAUGGUCAAAUCCAAGCCUCCAACACACCACCAGUUCCACCAACAAAUGCUACUACAAUUAUCCCACAUCCUUCUGGUGCUGGUGCAAGAUUGGUGGUUGUAGAUGCUGCUCCAGCUAUUCUUGCUGUCGCUGCAGCUUUGUUAAUUUAA
Molecule: messenger RNA, 507 nt
Organism: Vanderwaltozyma polyspora DSM 70294
Lineage: Eukaryota; Fungi; Ascomycota; Saccharomycetes; Saccharomycetales; Saccharomycetaceae
Gene: ANS1
Product: Ans1p
Exons: 1
Coding region: 1-507 (168 amino acids)
Cellular component (GO): cell wall
Molecular function (GO): structural constituent of cell wall
Source: RefSeq, a predicted model, not a curated record